Molecule: messenger RNA, 2566 nt
Organism: Tilletiopsis washingtonensis
Lineage: Eukaryota; Fungi; Basidiomycota; Exobasidiomycetes; Entylomatales
Exons: 4
Coding region: 247-2463 (738 amino acids)
Cellular component (GO): cytoplasm
Molecular function (GO): protein binding
Source: RefSeq, a predicted model, not a curated record
CGGCGUCCUACGCUCGCUGCUUCCUCUCCACCCUCGCCCUCUCUCAUCCUCACUCACCGCAUACCUGGCCUGUCCGCUCUCGUGCGCUGCACUGCUUUCCGUCUGUGCCGCCGCACUGCCCGUGUGCGCGCAUCCUCCCUUCACGUACCUUCGCUCCCGCCGCUGCCUCGUGACGACCUGCCUCUCCGCCGCUCCUGAUCCUGACGACCUGCUGCCCGAUCCGCCGCGCAUCCUCCUCGCUCUUGCAUGCCUGCGCCCUCGUACGCCGGCGCGCCCAUGCGGCAGUUCGGCGGCGUGCCCAUGGCGCCCUCCUCGCCCUCGUCCGGCAAUGCCGGCAUCUCGCCGCCCUCGUACCCAGGCGCCGGCCACGCCAGCGGCAGUGUCGCCGCGCAGCCGCCGCUCAACUUCCCGGCGCUGCACCUGCAUCCGCUCAACGACUCGUUUGCGCCCAAGCAGAUCAGCCUCGCGCCGCCCGGCCCGGGCAACCGCAUCAAGAUUGGGCGCCAGACGAACGCCAAGACGGUGCCGAAUCCGAGCAAUGGCUACUUCGACAGCAAGGUGCUCAGUCGCAUGCACGCCGAGGUGUGGUCGCAGGACGGCAAGGUCUACAUCAAGGACGUCAAGUCCUCCAACGGCACCUUCAUCAAUUCCGAGCGGCUCAGCGCCGAGGGUGUCGAGUCGGACGUGUUUGAGCUGCACUCGGAGGAUCUGGUCGAGUUCGGCAUCGACAUCGUCGGCGACGACAACAAGACGAUCAUCCAUCACAAGGUCGCGUGUCGCGUCUUCCUCGUGCUCACGGCCGAGGAUGCGAUGAGCCUGCGCGCCGACUUUGCCGCUCUCUACCGCGGCGGCGGCCAUGGCGGCCCAAUGGGCGGAGCUGGCAUGGGCCCGGGCGCAGAGGGCGGUCUGCGGAGAGGCAAGAGCACGAUGAGCUUCGACCACAUCCUCAGCCGGCUGCAGAGCGAGCUGCAGAAGAGCCGCGAGACGGGCGCCGAGCUUGGCACGCUUGCAGGUGCGAUCGGCGAGGUGGGUGAGACACUCGGCGGAGGUCUGGCGCCCAUGCAGAACCCGCCGUACCAGCACCAAGUGCCGCCGGAUCCGAGCGAAGCUGCUGCCGCAUCGGCCUCUGCUGCGCAGUCCGCAACUGUCGCGGCCUUGCAGGAGCAAUUGGCGUCGACGCAGGCCUCGCUGGCAUCUCACGUGGAGAAGAUGCAUGCGCUCGAAGGCCUGCUCGCGGAGCACGAGACGAUGCGCAGCGAGGUCGGCAGCAUGAAGGCCGAGAUGGAGAAGGCGAAGCGCGACAUCGACGAGAUGAACCUCGCGGCGUUGAGCGCAAAGUCGCAGCCGCGUGCGACGAACGGCACGAGCGAAGAGGAGCAGGACUUCGACGACGGCGCCAGCGUGGCUAGCAUGGACACGGUGAUGGCUGGCGAUGCAGGCACACGCACGAUCAAGGGCGCCGGGGCAUCGGGCGAUGAGUCUGCGACAGACGAAGACGCGCUGCGGCAGCUCAACCACGUCGGCCCGCCGGCACCGGCGGACGAGCCGCCGGCCGAGGAAUCCAGCGCCGUGCCGGCCGCUGUUGCGGCUGCGCUUGCAGCUCAGAACGAGGCGCUCUCGACGCGUCUUGCAGCGCUCGAGGCACAGCUCGAAGAGGCACUUGCAAUUGGCCGCAACCUGCAGGCUGAGCACGCCGGCGCGACCGAGGCCGUGCGCGCGCUCGAGGGCCGGAUGGCCAGCCUGGAGAAGGAGGUCAGCGAGACGUCUGCACGCGCCGAGGGUGCCGCUGUCCGCGCUCUCGAGGGCCGCUUCGUCGAGUGGCGAAGCACGCUCGAGAGCGCGUGGGGCCGCGAGCGCCAGGCAUGGGACGCGGAGCGGGAUGAGCUCAAGCGCGUCGUCAAGGCCUGGGACGAGGCGAAUGGCUGGCUGGAAAACGAGGCGGCCAAGGCUGCCAGCGCCAACGAGAGCAACGGCAUCGCCUCUGCCUCUUCGCCGAACCCAGGCGCGGCCGGCAAGCGGCGAGGCAGCAAGAGCGCAAAGCGACGCGCGGCGCGGAGACACCUCAACCCGGCGUUGCGGGCCUUGCUGUACCAUUCGUCACACGCAGACGUUGGUCCGCUGGACGAUGACGAGCUCUCGGACGUCGACGAGACGCCGCUGGGUGCCGCGUCUGGCCUCGGCGUCACCGGCGCGGAUCGCGCGGCAGACUCGACAUCAGAGGCCGCGCGCUCGGAAGACUCCGCCGAGCGGACAGACAGCACGGCGGCGACCAGUCCGUCCGGCAGCAUCGCUGCGCUGGCCAAGUCUGCCGUGCCGCCGCCGCUCGCGAAUGUCGCCCAGCACGGCUCACCACGAGGCGGGCUUGAGAACACAAGUCUGCCCAUGAUGGGUGCCGCCGGCGUCGUGGCGAUCGGCAUGGCGGCGUGGAUCAUCUCGGGCAAGGCAGCGCCCAAGUUCAGCUAGCCCGCUCGCAGCGUGCGAUGACUGCCGGCGCGCUGCAUGCGCCAUGACGGGCCGGCCGAGAUGUCAGAGACGGGCGCAAUGAUCAGCUUUGUCUCAUCACGAA